Messenger RNA from Eucalyptus grandis, 843 nucleotides. Its product is annotated as short-chain dehydrogenase ptmH. Lineage: Eukaryota; Viridiplantae; Streptophyta; Magnoliopsida; Myrtales; Myrtaceae. Gene Ontology annotation, molecular function: oxidoreductase activity. Gene Ontology annotation, cellular component: endoplasmic reticulum. The record is from RefSeq and is a predicted model, not a curated record.
AUGGGGGAUCGGAUGGUGGCUCUUGUCACCGGGUGCGCCAAGGGUGGCAUAGGCCACGAGUACUGCAAGGCGCUGGCCGAGCGGAACUGCCGUGUCUUCGCCUCCGACAUCCCUCGGCGCAUGAAAGACAUGUUGGAACUUGAGUCCAGCCAUGGCGUGGAAGCCCUCGAGCUCGACGUCACGUCCGACGAAAGCGUGGCGUCGGGGAUCGAGGGCAUCAUAUCCAAGUAUGGCCGGAUCGACGUCCUCAUCAACAAUGCUGGGAUCGGGAGCGUGGGGCCGCUGGCGGAGCUGCCCUUGGAGGCGAUCCGGAAGGCUUGGGAGAUCAACACACUAGGGCAGCUUAGAUUGGUCCAGAAAGUGGUGCCCCACAUGGCGGCCCGGCGGAGCGGCAAUAUCGUGAACGUGGGGAGCGUGGUUGGGACCGUGCCGACCCCUUGGGGCGGGUCGUACUGCUCGAGCAAGGCCGCGGUGCAUGCCAUGACGGACGCCCUGCGGCUGGAGCUCCGUCCCUUCGGCAUCAACGUAAUCAAGGUGGUCCCUGGGGCGAUAAGGUCGAACUUCGGGAGCGCAACCACGGAGAAGCUGGGGGCUCACGGGUGGAGCCUGUACAGGCCUUUCGCGGAGGCGAUCGCGGAGCGUGGGCGGGCUUCGCAGGGUGCAAAAUCAACGGACGCCACGACGUUCGCAAGGCACGUGGUGAGCAAGGUCUUGAGCCCGAGGCCGCCUCGGCAGAUCGUGUUCGGCCACAUGACCGGCCUCUUCGCCGUGCUCUCUUGGUCGCCGCUGUGGGUGAGAGACCUCUUCUUCUCAAAUCGGUUCGGCCUGAAUAGGAAGCUCUAA